AUUGGCGGGUAGAAUUGGUGCAGAAGUAAUUUAGCAAGCAAACCAAGGAGACAGGAAACAAAAGAAUUGUGAUGGCGAAACAGGGCACACUUGCGGGAAUUACUCUGAAAGGGAGCGCUGAGCUUGUAGCUGAGUUUUUUUCCUUUGGUAUCAACAGCAUCCUGUACCAAAGAGGUAUUUACCCACCUGAAACCUUCACAAGAGUUACACAGUACAACUUGAGCAUAUUGGUGACAACAGACUCCAAACUGAAAAGCUACUUGAACAAUGUGGUGAUGCAGCUGAAAGAGUGGUUAUUCAAUUGCACAGUACAAAAGCUGGUGGUGGUGAUCACCUGCAUUGAAACCAAUGAGGUUCUGGAACGGUGGCAGUUUGAUAUUGAGUGCGACAAGAGCGCAAAAGACAGUGCUAACUGUCCAAAGGACAAAUCAAUAAAAGCCAUCCAGGAGGAAAUCCGAGGUGUUAUCAGACAAAUAACGGCCUCUGUAACAUUUCUGCCUCUAUUGGAAACUCCUUGUGCUUUCGAUCUACUCAUCUAUACAGACAAAGACUUGGAGGUACCAGAGAAAUGGGAGGAGUCUGGUCCUCAGAUGAUUUCGAACUCGGAGGAAGUGCGCCUCCGCUCCUUUACCACAACAAUUCAUAAAGUCAACAGCAUGGUUGCCUACAAAAGAAUGGAUUCUGUCUAGUGACUUGCGGAUGUCUUCUGUAUAUAUUUCUCUUUUUUUUUCCUACCAUUUUCUCAAUGUUAAACUCUUUUUUUUCUUGUCUAUACUGCUGGGAGUGUACCUUUUUGUCAUUUGUACUGUGACCAGAUUUCCGUCUUUCACACUUCAUUUUAGAAUGUAGACAUUUCUGUGUUGUCUUGACAUUUUGUUUUAUCAAUACAUUAACUACAUUGCAAACAAGUUUAGCGCCUCAUUCCAGUUUCUGCCUGGCAGUUUUUUAAAAGCCGCAAAACUGCUGUACUUUUAAUGGGCAGUUGUACAUCAACAAAUUAUAUAAUGCCACUGCUCUACUAAAAUGAUUAUUUUGGACAAAGGUAAACGCAUAGCUUUAAAAAAAAUAGUAGUCUGGUGAGGAGUGCUGUGGUGAUUUACUUGGUAAUAUUGGAAAUCCCUCAUUUCAUUUAAUUAGUCACCAUAUGUCUCGGUGUUCAGCGGGACAGUCUGGGACAAUUCAGGCUUUUCAUCUCGCAACCCAAUGCAUUCUGGUGCAUUUUACCUGUCUCAGGUACCAUUCUUUCCUUUAAGAGAAGCAGGACUACUCUU
Polyodon spathula (Mississippi paddlefish) is the source of this 1271-nucleotide messenger RNA. RefSeq names its product MAD2 mitotic arrest deficient-like 1 (yeast) (gene mad2l1). The record is from RefSeq and is a predicted model, not a curated record. Gene Ontology annotation, cellular component: nucleoplasm; cytoplasm; kinetochore. The transcript has 5 exons. Gene Ontology annotation, biological process: mitotic spindle assembly checkpoint signaling. Bases 72 to 689 code for a protein of 205 amino acids. NCBI's taxonomy places the organism in Eukaryota, Metazoa, Chordata, Actinopteri, Acipenseriformes, Polyodontidae.